Messenger RNA from Parnassius mnemosyne (clouded apollo), 408 nucleotides. The record is from the annotation of a GenBank genome assembly. Lineage: Eukaryota; Metazoa; Arthropoda; Insecta; Lepidoptera; Papilionidae.
CUGGUUAUCGGUGAAACGGGGCGGGACUAUUUGAAUAAUGUAAAGGAAUGUCAUUUGUGUAAAAAAAUAUUUAGUAAUACAGAUAUCAUAGUUGUAGGUCAUGAUCACUUUACUGGAAAAUACAGAGGACCUGCUCAUAACGAAUGUAAUUUAAAAGCUAAGACAUCUCACAGAAAACCAGCGUCAAAUAGCAGCUUAACGCUGCUGUGUUUCGCUUGGUGGACUGUAUGCUCGUUUGUCACCCUAUCCUAUAAAAAAAAAUGCUCAUUCAUACCUUUAAUAUUUCACAACCUUUCUGGUUAUGAUUGUCAUUUAUUUAAAGAGGAACUUUCCGCCAUUUGCGGUUGUAUAAAUCUAAUACCCGAAAUAAAGAAAACUUUAUUUCAUUUACUAAGUUUAUUCCAAUAG